Molecule: messenger RNA, 2886 nt
Organism: Scomber scombrus (Atlantic mackerel)
Lineage: Eukaryota; Metazoa; Chordata; Actinopteri; Scombriformes; Scombridae
Gene: axdnd1
Product: axonemal dynein light chain domain containing 1
Exons: 24
Coding region: 1-2886 (961 amino acids)
Source: RefSeq, a predicted model, not a curated record
AUGUCUGCGUCCAUGAGACCCAGUUCAGCGCCAAGUUCAUCGAGGUCGGAGAAAGCGCUGGGCACCACAGUGGCAGAACUGAAUUUUGAAGUCCCAGCAGAAAGCGGACAGAUACAGCCACAUUAUGUUCACAACCAGAUCAUCCCAGACGAACUGCUGGUCAGCCUUACCUCCACAGUCUGCAACAGGAACACACUGGGACACACUGCACACCAUCGGCACUGCAAGGCGUGUGGAAUCAGACGGCCAGAUGCAGUCUGGCAACACCCGCUAGGACGCAAGAAAUAUAAAUACUUUCUGGAGCAGCCAACAUCGCUGACUGGAGCUGGCAGGGAUAUUUCGUUCCUGUGUGAUGCUGUGGUUACCCAGAAGAGAACAACUCCCCUCCCACCGCUGACUGAAAGGAGCAGCAUCGGUGACGCGCAGAACUUGGGUGUCUCAGAGAGUCUGAUCCCAGAAGAAUAUCACAUUGUGAAAAACAAAGGGCUGCGGAGUCUGGAGUUCUUUGAGGAUGCAUUCACAGUGCAACUGCAGGAUGAUGAGCAGAAGCUACGUGUCUUUCCUUCGCUGAGGCCCAGUGGCAGACUGGAAGUGGUUCAUCUGAUGAGGAUGAUGGACGACAUGCUGGAAAAGGCUGGAGUGGAUCAGCAGAGUCAGGAACUAACUGAGCUCUCCCAGAUGGAGGGUCUGCUGGAGCUGGUACAGACUGAGCAGAACAUCUACAACAUUGUUUUCCAUGAACUGAUCAGGCAGGUCAGUGUGGGAUGUGCCGAGAGAGGACAGCUGCUUGCCAAACUCAGACAGCGCUACCAGUCUCUGCUUGAGCGAAUCCCCCGCCGUCUGAAGGCUCUGCACACAGAGGCAGUGGCACAGCGGGCUCUGGAUCGCCGGCUAACCGAGGAAAUCCACCGCAUCAAGACAUCCAUCCAGCAGCUCAGCACGGAGCUGUCCAGGAUCAGAGACCAUGAUGCCUUUGUCUCCCAUCAGGCGGAGCGUGCUCACCAGCAGCUGGCUGAAGCGAUUGAUCAGAGUCACACCAACUCAGAUGUGGUUCAAGGUUACCACGAGCUGUAUGAGCUGCAGAGGGGUCGCCUUAAGGCUCAGCUGCUCCAGAUGACUGAGGAGAGAGACUGCUGGAGGAAGCGCACCUUCUGCCUUGCCCUCAAGGUUAUCAGUGUGAAGAAGCUGGAACUAGUCAAACGGCUGCAUUUCAGUGAGCUGAGCUGGUUUAAGACAGCAGAGCAUUGCACCAUGUACCUCACUUCAAAGGACACAGAGGACCUGGAUAUCAUCAUGGAGCUUGCAGACUACUGGAGAGAACAUCUGACUGCUUUCAUGUGUCAGCUGAAGAAGACUGAGCACGCUCAGUGUGACCAGAUCAAUGCCAUCCAGCAAGGCAUCGUCAAGUGGCUCGCCUUCUGCACCUCAAAGAACAAGUGUAGUGACCCAAAAUAUGAGAACACUUCAGUGGAAGGGAUUCAUGCUGAUAUGAAGCAGUGGUCAGAAACAUUGGCCCUGCAGUGUGAGCACUAUCAAGGUGAAGAACUGCUCUGCUGCCAGCAGACAUUAGGUGAACUUGGCUGUGUUCAGGAAAGGUGGUUGGAUUUGAGCCUUCAGCUGUUCAGAAGACACAUGGGCCCUCAUGAUGAACCUCCUGCAGGCCAGGAAGUCCUAAGGGAGCUGGGCAGGGUUAUAUCUGAGCAUCACAAACAGUUGGAAACGCAAGCCAGUGGAGAGAGUGGAAUCCACGGACUGAUCAUGUCACUGCACGGGUUGAUAGAGUCCUGGGUAGCGAAGCUUGGGGCAGUGAUUGGCCGUCCAGAAAUGAUGGCUGUCUUUGAUUGGCUGAGGCUGGAAAAGGCACUGCGCAAUUGGCAAAGUUUCACUGAAGAAGCCUUGCAGAAGAUCUCCAUUGUGCAGACAACAGAAAAGGUGUUAGACCAAGUGCAGGAGUUCAUAACCAGCCUGUCCAGUUUCACUGACAGUGAGAACCAGAGACUAAUGGAGGAGGUUACUUCCAUUAAAUUGGCUGAGACCCACUGGAUGUUGGAUAUGUUGCUCCUUAUGGUCCCUGACCAUAGUGAGGAGCAGAGCCAAGAACAGGAACACCAAUACAUUACAAACAUCUCGCUACAGAAACUGGAUGAGGAUGCCAAAGUGUUGGCUGAGAAACUGGACUUUUUUUCCAGAUACAUAACCAGCUCAUGCCAGCUGAUUGUGGAGGAACAGAUUCUGCAGAACCCACGUCAAGUUAAGGAUGGAAAUGAGAUGAAUGAGUUCAGAAAGUUGCAGACAGACUGCAUGGAUUGGGUGGAGACUUGUAUGAUCCUGCUCUCAGGAGUAGAAGGUGGCUCUGUGGAGCUGUCUGUCAGACAGGCUGACCCCUCUUCCAGCAGUGAUCUGCCUGUCUCUCCAGCAGACAGCCUGAAGUCUCUGGGGGAGCUAAUGGUUUGCGAGAGUCUAGUGGUGAAUCUAAUUGACUAUGACGGAAACAUCACACAAAGAAAGCUGGGAGAGAGCAGUGUGCGGCUGAGUGAGACUGAGGAACUGGUUGUGUCUCCAGCAACAGAUGAAGCCCAGAAAGCUUUUAGUGAUCUGACCACAGUAGGAAUACUGCAACAGGAACUGCAUGAGUCCGAACUGCAGGUUCAGAGUGCUGAGCAGCGUGCUCUGAAAGCUGAGGAGGCCCUCCAGGCAGCACUGGAGAAGAUUAAAGACCUGGAGAAACGACUGGAGGAUCAGUCCAGCCUGGAGCCCAAAAGUAGUGACGAGAAAAAGGAAGUACCACCACCUUCCCCACCACCAGUAACAGCCCCAGCUCCUCCAAAGAAAACUGCUUCUGAAGCCAAAUCAUCAAGCAGCCCCAAAAAGACCAAGAAACGCUGA